AUGGCGCCUAGGAUUGAUUUGAAGACUAUAACGGAUUUGUCUGUUCUCUUUGGGACGGCUAUUUCGGUGUAUUACUUGGUGAACCGGUUACUGGCAGAAGCUGAGGGAGGUCCAUUAUCAGGGAACUCGAAGGAUUCAAAGGAGAGACAAUCAUUAGUGUGGCAGAGACUAUGUGCUAUGAAUCCUGAGUUGGAGGAAGUGAGUUUGAAUGGAUAUGAGCGCAGCGUUUUGGCAUCUGUUAUCACCCCGCAUGACAUUGAUGUUUCAUUUGAGGACAUCGGUGGUCUUGAAGAUGUCAUUGAAGAGCUUACGGAGAGCGUGAUUUACCCACUUACAAGCCCUGAAAUCUUUCAAGAGAGCUCGCUCUUGGAAGCACCUAAGGGUGUGCUAUUGUACGGGCCACCUGGGUGUGGUAAGACUAUGAUAGCCAAGGCAUUAGCCAGGGAGAGCGGUGCUAAUUUUAUCUCUAUCAGAAUGUCAUCUAUCAUGGAUAAAUGGUACGGUGAGUCCAAUAAGAUUGUUGAUGCAAUGUUUUCUUUGGCCAACAAAAUCCAACCAUGUAUUAUUUUCAUCGAUGAGAUUGACUCGUUCUUGAGGCAACGUGCCUCCUCCGAUCAUGAAGUAACGGCAAUGUUGAAGGCAGAAUUUAUGACUCUAUGGGACGGUCUCACGUCAAACGGGAAGGUAAUGGUGUUAGGUGCCACAAACAGAAUUAACGAUAUCGAUUCAGCUUUCUUGAGAAGACUACCUAAGAGAUUCCCAGUUUCUCUACCAAAUGCCGAUCAGAGAUACAAAAUAUUGAGCAAGUUCUUAAGGGACACCAAAGUAGACCCUAGAGACUUUGAUUUGGAUUACAUCGUUCAAUGCACUGCCCAAAUGUCAGGUUCUGAUUUAAGGGAACUUUGCAGGGACGCCGCUCUUACCGCUGCAAGAGAUUAUAUCAAGGAGAAAAGAAAAAUCACGGAAAGUGGUAAGGUAGAUGAUCUAAAUAACCUCAAAAUGAGACCAUUGACCAACGACGAUUUCCUGAAAAAUCUCAAAGUAGAUGUCGGUGUAGCUUUCUCUAGAGCAGCAUUGGAUUGA
This is a messenger RNA of Kluyveromyces marxianus DMKU3-1042, 1083 nucleotides long. RefSeq names its product protein-degrading AAA family ATPase MSP1 (gene MSP1). Lineage: Eukaryota; Fungi; Ascomycota; Saccharomycetes; Saccharomycetales; Saccharomycetaceae. Gene Ontology annotation, cellular component: mitochondrial outer membrane. Gene Ontology annotation, molecular function: ATP hydrolysis activity; ATP binding. The transcript has a single exon. Bases 1 to 1083 code for a protein of 360 amino acids. The record is from RefSeq and is a predicted model, not a curated record.